UUAAACAGAUCAACGGUGGGUUGUAAGAAGUCCGGCUAGAGCCAGUAGAUCCAUUGGUAUUCUAGUCUUCUUCCUGAAAACCCUAGCAGGGGGAGCACGGUUUCUACUUUCUAGUUUCCACCUCCCAGACGCCCUGGCCUUCGAACAUCUCCAAAAGAGCUGAAAACACAGUCGAAGCAGGCGGCAUACGAAGGAAGAUCAACAACAGCGCCAAAAGCCAUGGCGGCACCUGAAUCUCCUGUCUGUUAUGUGGGUGUCGCCAGGCAGUCCGCUGCUUUCCGCCUCAUGAAGCAAAUGGGCUGGGAAGAAGGAGAAGGUCUAGGAAAAGACAAGCAGGGGAUCAAAGGACAUGUUAGAGUCCAAAACAAGCAGGAUACCGUUGGCAUCGGUGUAGAGAAACCAAACAACUGGGCAUUUGACACUACACAAUUUGAUAAUAUUCUUAAGAGGUUGAAAGUGCAAGCAGUGCAAUCCUAUGGCACAGGCAUAGAGAAAAAAACCACCAAGGUAGACACUGAGACUAGUGUCGCCAGCGAUCAUCCUGACGCAGUUUCUAAAGCUACUAGACCUCAAGGAAGAUACAAGAGAAGAGAGAGAGGGAAGCUUGUCUCUGAAUAUUCUCUAAAGGAUCUUGAAGGAAUCCUUGUUAAAAAGGGUGAAGUGUCAAGGUCAAAUGAUGAUUCUGAUGGUGAGCUGGACAUGUCACAGACAUUUAACAGUCAAUAUUUUCAAGUUGAAGAGAGCAAAGUUUGCACUAUCCCUCCAGAAUGGUGGGGCUACAAGUUUGGAUUUGUCUCUGGUGGUCUUCUUGGAGCUGAGUCUGGGAGGAAAAAGUUGUGCACAUCCGAAGACACAAGUAGUUUUGAAAGAACUGCUUUUCAUGAAGAUGAUCAAGAGAAGCUCUACAGUCUGGUCCAAGACAAAUCAACAACUGGAAAGCAAGGAUUGGGCAUUAAAGACAGGUCCAAGAAAGUUGCUGGAUGCUACUUUGAGGGUAAAAAGACCACAUUUAAUGAUAGUGAUGAUGACGAUUCUGCUGAUAUUGGUUCUCAAGAAAAACAAUCUGGUGACAUACUUAAGGAAGAAAAGAGUGAUGGAUCCAGAGUGAAGCUGAAAAAGCUUUGUAGACAGAUUUUACAAAGGGUGCCUGGAGAAUCGUUGAAACUGAGACAACUUAAAAUUCUUAUUGAUGAUCAUUCAUCUUCUGUUCUCUCUGAUUUUUCUUCCAAGAAAGAUGCAGUUGCUUACAUGAAGCAAAAGCUGGAAGGGAGUAAAAGGUUUUGCAUUGAAGGAAGAAGAGUGAGAUUGGCAUCUAAGAGAUGCUGAAUAUUCAAUUUUGCAAAAUACUGACACCUCUUUCCUUGUUUUUUCGUUUUAUUUUUGUUGGUUCUCUUUUCUUUUUCUUUGUUUUUUUUGGGGGGGGCGGGUUGUGGGUCGUUAAAGCCCAUGACGAUGCCUCUCCUUAUGUUACAGCCAGGAGAUUAAAUUUUGUUACCAUGGCCGUGUUUGAGGGAAUGUUGUAUCGGAUUGAUGAUUACCUUAAUAAACCAUUUCUUUGUAUUCUUUUUUC
Messenger RNA from Prosopis cineraria, 1570 nucleotides. Its product is annotated as G-patch domain-containing protein 1. Gene Ontology annotation, molecular function: nucleic acid binding. The record is from RefSeq and is a predicted model, not a curated record. Gene Ontology annotation, cellular component: nucleolus. Gene Ontology annotation, biological process: regulation of ribosome biogenesis. The transcript has 11 exons. NCBI's taxonomy places the organism in Eukaryota, Viridiplantae, Streptophyta, Magnoliopsida, Fabales, Fabaceae. The coding region runs from base 220 to 1326 and encodes 368 amino acids.